Messenger RNA from Mangifera indica (mango), 534 nucleotides. RefSeq lists its product as uncharacterized. Gene Ontology annotation, molecular function: deSUMOylase activity. The record is from RefSeq and is a predicted model, not a curated record. Bases 64 to 534 code for a protein of 156 amino acids. Gene Ontology annotation, biological process: protein desumoylation. The transcript is spliced from 2 exons. Gene Ontology annotation, cellular component: nucleus. NCBI's taxonomy places the organism in Eukaryota, Viridiplantae, Streptophyta, Magnoliopsida, Sapindales, Anacardiaceae.
GCUCAUUCGUAGCCCAUACAAGAAUCCCUUGAAACUAUGGAGCCAACGAACGAGGCCCCCUGAAUGAGAGAUCAGUAUAACUACCGAUUUUCUCCCCUCUUUACACGCAUGGUGGAUGCAGAUUAUGCACUUGAGUUGCAUUUGCAACCCUUAGGUGUGAUCGAUAAAGUUUAUAUCCCAAUAAACUUCGAUAAUGCGCAUUGGGUAGUAGGAGUGUUAGAUUUGAAGGAGUGGAAGAUUACAGUUUACGACUCCUUACAGAGUUUCAUUGCUGACUCGGAGCUAUUUAGGCGAAAGAUGUUGGGAUAUACGUUGAUGAUACCACAUUUGCUAGCUGCGACAUCAUUUUGGUCUUACACGGGCCGAAGUCCACGAGACGAUCCAUUUGUAUCGCAUAGGGUGAUGGAUAUACUGCAGCAGACGCCCUUAUCAGGUGAUUGUGGUAUGUUCAUGUUACGACACAUCGAGUGUUUAGCACUUCGUCGAUCAUUAUCUUUUGAAGGGAGGACUCAGUACACUUGCGCACACGUUUAG